AUGAACUUCACAAAAAAGAUUAUGUUUUUGUUUCUAAUCUUGUUUGGUCUAGUAAUUACACAUUCUACAUCACAAUCAACCACCAUCACAAACACCACCUCAAGUGAUCUUGCCACCAUCACAAAAGCCGCUAAUGUAAGCAAACCGGGAUGCCAAAGUCAAUGUGGAAAUGUAACAAUUCCGUAUCCUUUUGGUAUCGGUCCAGGCUGCUUUCAUAGCUUCUGGUUUGAAAUGUUCUGUGAAAAUCAGUUUAAUCCUCCAAAAGCCUUCAUUGGCAAGAGAAAAAGUCUCCAAAUCCUUGAAAUCUCAGACUAUACUUUCCGAGUUCCAAGCAAAGUUGCAAGCCAAUGUUAUGAUAAAUUUGGGAACCUAACCGAAGACAUUCCAGUCAACACAAGUCUAGCCUGGGAUUCACCAUUUUCGUUUUCGCAAAAGAACCAAUUUACUUUAAUUGGUUGUGAUGAUUUUGCCUUGUUCCAAGGCCCAAUACAAACAAACUACACUAGUGGCUGCAUAGCACUGUGUUCAAAACCUGAGGAGGUUGUCAACGGGUCUUGUUCAGGAGUCGGGUGCUGUCAAACAUCUAUCCCAAAGGCCAUGAAAUACUACGCCACAUCUGUUGGUAGUUUUCUCAAUAACCAUGUUGACAUCUGGUCUUUUGAUCCUUGUACAUACUCCUUUUUGGCGGAGCAAGAUAGAUUUACCUUUAAUGGGGUGUCGGAUUUUAUGGAUCCCAACUUUAAGAACAGAACAAGAGCUACAGUUACACUGUUGGUUGAUUGGGUGGUUGGUAAUUUGAGCUGCAGUGAGGCUAGAAAAGCAGGUGUUUUGUCGUGUCAAGCAAAUAGUCAGUGUAUUGAUUCUGAUACUGGAGUUCCAGGUUACAGAUGUGUUUGCAAUAAAGGUUAUUCGGGUCAGCCAUAUCUUGAGCCAGGUUGCCAUGAUAUCAAUGAAUGUGAUGAUCCCAACAAUCUGUGUGACGGGGUAUGCACAAAUACUCUUGGAAGUUAUUCAUGUAGCUGCGAAGAUGGAUACAAUGGAGAUGGCCUCAAAAACGGCCGUGGUUGUACCAAGGAACAUUCCCAAUUUCCAGUUAUCAAAUUCUCUUUAGGUAUGGGAUUUGGUUUCUUGUCCAUUUUAGUGGGAAUAACAUGGCUCUAUUUUGUAUUCAAAAAACGAAACCUUAUUAAACUCCGACGGAAAUUGUUUCAACAAAAUGGCGGUUUGUUACUUAAACAACGAAUUACGACCAAUGAAGGCAAUGUGGAUUCGACCAAGGUCUUUACCGCACAAGAGCUCGGAAAAGCCACCAACAAUUAUGCUGAAGACCGUAUCUUAGGUUGUGGUGGUUACGGGACAGUUUACAAAGGCAUAUUAAACGACCAACGUGUAGUUGCAAUCAAAAAAUCACGGGUAAUGGAUGAAUCCCAAAUUGAAUUAUUCAUCAACGAAGUAAUUAUUUUAACACAAGUUAAUCAUCGCAAUGUGGUGAAGCUUUUGGGAUGUUGUUUAGAAACUGAGGUUCCAUUGUUGGUAUAUGAGUAUGUAUCAAAUGGAACUCUCUUUAAUCAUAUCCAUGGUAAAGGCACCAUGACAUGGUUAUCGUGGGAAAAUCGGUUAAGGGUAGCAGCAGAAGCCGCUGGUGCACUUUCGUAUCUUCAUUCCGCCACAUCAACCCCUGUUAUUCAUAGAGAUGUGAAAUCGGCAAACAUACUAUUAGAUGAUAACUACACUACCAAGAUCGCGGAUUUUGGAGCAUCAAGGCUGGUCCCGAUUGAUCAAACACAAGUGACUACACUUGUUCAAGGGACCCUAGGCUAUUUAGAUCCCGAAUAUUUUCAUACAAGUCAGUUAACCGAAAAGAGUGAUGUUUAUAGCUUUGGAGUAGUGCUAGCAGAGCUUCUAACAGGGAAGAAAUCAUUGUGCAUGGAACGAACCGAAGAAGAAAGAAAUUUAGCAUCUCUUUUCGUUAUGUCGCUAAAAGAAAACCGUUUGUUUCAAAUUCUUGAACCCAGAGUCGUAAGGGAGGGUACCUUAGAGCAACUGCAAGAAAUUGGUGAGCUUGUAAAAAGAUGCCUUAAUCUUACGAGUGAUGAGCGUCCAACUAUGAAAGAAGUGGCGACUCAACUUGAAAGGUUACGUAAGUUUACUCAACAUCCGUGGGCCAAUACACAUGGUGAUCAUGAAGAGAACACCAACUUGUUAAACAUUGAGAACGAAGAAACAGACCUUUAUGCAGAAUCGAUAAACCCAUAUACUAGUAGCAGGGAAAUCUCUUCGGGUUUUAGUAUGGAAGGUAGUCUUGUAUAUCCUGAUAAUAUCCUUCGAUGA
This is a messenger RNA of Erigeron canadensis, 2331 nucleotides long. Its product is annotated as wall-associated receptor kinase 2-like. The transcript has 3 exons. The coding region runs from base 1 to 2331 and encodes 776 amino acids. Gene Ontology annotation, biological process: cell surface receptor signaling pathway; protein phosphorylation. The record is from RefSeq and is a predicted model, not a curated record. NCBI's taxonomy places the organism in Eukaryota, Viridiplantae, Streptophyta, Magnoliopsida, Asterales, Asteraceae. Gene Ontology annotation, cellular component: plasma membrane. Gene Ontology annotation, molecular function: protein serine/threonine kinase activity; ATP binding; calcium ion binding.